AUUAUCAAGAAAGACAAGUAAAAUGCAAAGAUAAACAAUACUUUCAAAUCUUAUUCAUAAAGGGUGUUUUGACCAGUUGAGUCAUAGGUUCUUUGCUAAUUUAUUAUGAGUGAGACAUGAGCAAUUGUGUUGUUUCACAACAUUGUAACACAGCCUAGUGCUAGUAGUGUUGGCACAGUCCUUCCGUGAUAGCCUUGGUGUGAGUGCGGAAUUCAGUGAAUUGUUUUUGUUUGUGUUGUUCAUAAUAAUUAUAACGCAAGAAUGUCACAGCGCACAGGAUUCCCGACGUCCAACACUCCCGCGGGGCUGACGUACCGCGGCCUGGUGGAGCGCAUGGCCAUCCCGGCGGAGCUGCACCGUCGAGCUGAUGGCAGGCAGUACGCCAGCUUUGGAGACGCGCGGCCCAUCCACUGCUGCACCCCCGAACAGGUGGAGAAACUGUCUCAGACGACGCACCACUACUGCGACAUCUUCACGGAACAACUCCUGGCGCCGCUGGGGGAGCUCGGCUACGUGCGCAUCGACGAAAAUACUGCUGAGAAGGUGUUCAUCAACCGCAGCAAGCGCCUGCUGGUGGUGUCCAGCGACGGCGUGCUGGCUCAGUGGCGGCUGGCCCCCACCUUCGAGUCCGCCAACCUGUACGUGGCCGGCACUCCCGUCGUCAACCAGGCGGGGGAGCUGGUCUCCCUCGUCACCGCUAAGAGGGGGAACCAUUAUGCUGUGUCUACUUUUGAGGGUGAAGGCGGAUACUUCGACACAUCAGAAGCGUGGCAAGUCCGGGACAUUCCUGAGGGUUGUGGCGUGUACGGUGACCGCACCUUCCCCAGCCGCGAUGAGCUGAGGGCCUACGUCAGCAGCCUCCCCCCCAUCGACGCCCCACCCGCUGGUCCCCCCACCCCUAUUCUCUGGCGGGGCGCCACCCCCCGCCUCGUGCUGCUCGCCAAGAACGGCCGUCAGAUCUCGCACCAGUACUUACACGGAGUCAGCGCCGACAAUAUCGAGUACUUGUGAGCUGGCUCUUGGGUAGAAGUAGUAAAUUCGCCACGACAGGAAUUGUGACGGAAUUGCUACCUACUGAUGUUGAUUUUGCUAGGAUUAAUUUUUUAAUACUUUAGUUAGUUAACAAGUCUGCAAGUGAUGUUUAGAUACACUGCAUUACUACAUAAUUUGUUAUUACAUAGACAACAUUUUCAAUUGUUGAGUAGUGAGUAAGUAAAUAACUACCAUUUCAUACAGUACAAAUUAUCGCAAGACACGCCUAGUAGCCAUUCAAAAUACCACAUCAAUAUCAAAACAAAAUCAACGAUGCACUACGAAGCUUCUGCCUUCUGCGUCACAGUUCACACACAUAAUUAUUAUUAGUUAACCGACCAGAAAAUAUGUGUUUCUAUAAGUUAAUUGUCCAAGUCAUUAGCAACGAGUGCAACAGUAGAGCAAUGAGAAGCAUGUGUUGCUCGGUACGUUUUUCUUUCGUUCCCAGCAGACGCGCCGCGAGUGUAGCGCACUGGCGGCCAGUCUGCCGGGGGCGACAGGAACACCUACUGGCUCAUACACGCUUCUCUAAGCGGGAAACUUCUUUACACAGUGCAUAAAUAAACAGUUGACUUUAGAAAAACUAAACAGUAAAAAAAUUGGUUGAAUGUUUUUUUUUUUUAUUUCUCAAAAACAAUUUUUAGGGGCACUUUCUACUACUGCCUUUAAUUUUGUUUGCUCCUACAAGUGUAUAUUUUAAGGCUAGCAACAUUACAAAAUACCAAAAAGUAUUUGUAUCAUCAUAAACAUUUGUUACAUAUUUCUUAGAAAAAUAAAUGAAAAACGGAAUA
Molecule: messenger RNA, 1823 nt
Organism: Helicoverpa zea (corn earworm)
Lineage: Eukaryota; Metazoa; Arthropoda; Insecta; Lepidoptera; Noctuidae
Product: poxin-like
Exons: 5
Coding region: 262-1011 (249 amino acids)
Molecular function (GO): nuclease activity
Source: RefSeq, a predicted model, not a curated record